Syngnathus acus (greater pipefish) is the source of this 2064-nucleotide messenger RNA. RefSeq names its product tubby protein. The transcript is spliced from 12 exons. NCBI's taxonomy places the organism in Eukaryota, Metazoa, Chordata, Actinopteri, Syngnathiformes, Syngnathidae. Gene Ontology annotation, cellular component: cilium. Bases 268 to 1956 code for a protein of 562 amino acids. The record is from RefSeq and is a predicted model, not a curated record. Gene Ontology annotation, biological process: protein localization to cilium.
ACCAUUAAGUCGAGGGGUGUGUUUUGUGCAUCUCGGCAACCCGCUAUAGCCACUUGAUGCUGCCUGAUUUUAAAACACAAUCUGCUUCUUGCCGGGAGAGCUUUUUCUUCAUUUGGAGCAAUUUGCGGAGAGGUGAGCAGACAGUCAGAUGGAGCCGGGCGCCGCCAUCGCAUGCCCGCGUCCUCUUUUAAUUGCUUUAAGUGCUUUCUUUGCACCCUGCUUUUUGCACUUUUGGUUCAGUUUUGAAGCGUUUUGACGCUCAGCAAUAUGGAGGAUCCGGAUAUACGGCAGCAGAAACUGGACAAUCAGCGAUCUAUUUUGCUAAAGAAGCAACAAAAGAAGCGUGCCGAUUGUCAAAUGGUGGUCGCUAACCGGGACGCCCGCCAGAAGAACCGCAGACAAAAAGGCCGCUCGGACGAGACGGCGCUGCUGAUCAGCCGGUCCCUGAGCAACAUCUCCCUGAGCGACCAAGUGGAGCACGCGCAUGACAACCCGAUGGAUGUCAUCACGCUGGCGGAGGGCGAGGAUGACGACGCCGAGGCCGCCGCCGUGUCAGGUGAGGUGGUUGCCGAGAGGCCGUUCGCUCCCAAAAAGCUCAACUUGGACACGGAGCAAGACGGAAACGAAACGGAGGACAACGAUGUUGGCGCGGAAGGCCAGAAGACCAAGAACAGAGAGAAAGACAAACGUGAGAAACAAGCGGAACAUUCCAGCGACGGGUUCAGUGUACUAAUUAAGAACGUGUCGUUCCCAGCCGAGGAGGACAAUGACGGCCGGGAGAAAAAAACAAAACGGAAAGACAAAGCCAAAGAGCGCGACGAUGGACAGAAGAGCAGCAAGAUGACGAAACAGGAGCGCAAAAAGAAGCACUCGCACGACACGUCGGCUUCAAAGCCGAAGAGUCCCAAGAAAAACGGACGCCACGAAAGCGCUGACGAAGAGGAAGACGAGUGCCCGACACCAUCCCGUGACACUUCUCGGAGGAAACAUCUGGACACGUCCAGGUGCCAAAUAAGCGACGACAGCAAGGACGAAGACCUUCAAACGGAAGCCAAAGAAGGAAAAAAGAAGAGGGGAGAAAAAACCACGCCGAGCUUAGCCUCUCUCAACUCCAACUACAAGGAGAGCUCGUCUUCGGGCGGCAGCCAAUCCACUAACGGAACGGCCUCUCCUUUAUCGCUGGAGGACCUCGAGGCCUUCGCCUUGCGGCCCGCCCCCAGAGACGUAACCAUCCAGUGUCGGGUCACCAGAGACAGGAGAGGCAUGGAGAAGGGCAUGUACCCCACUUACUACCUACACAUGGAGAAAGAGGACGGAAAGAGGAUGUUCCUAAUGGCGGGCCGUAAAAGGAAGAGGAGCAAAACAUCCAACUAUCUCAUCUCAACAGAUCCUACCAAUCUGUCCCGAGACACUAGCUGCUACAUCGGAAAGCUAAGGUCCAACGUUCUGGGAACAAAGUUCAUCGUAUACAACGGGGGAGAAAACCCGGAGAAAAAGCCUUUCAUUAAAGAAUGCGAAUCUGUGAGACAAGAGCUGGCCGCCAUUUUUUACGAAACUAACGUUCUGGGAUUCCGGGGUCCUCGUAAAAUGACGGUGAUUAUCCCGGGAAUGCUGGAGAAUGACGAGAGGGUGGCCAUUCAGCCCAAAAAUGAACAGGAAACCCUGCUAGCGCGCCACGCUAGCAACAACACGGACAAGCUAGUGACCCUGGUCAACAAAUGUCCCAGCUGGAACGAGCAGACGCAGUCGUACGUGCUAAACUUCCACGGCCGCGUCACGCAAGCCUCCGUGAAAAACUUCCAAAUCAUCCACCCGGAGAACGGCGACUACAUCGUGAUGCAGUUCGGUCGCGUUUCCGAGGACGUCUUCUCGAUGGAUUACAGCUUCCCCAUGUGCGCCCUUCAGGCCUUCGCCGUCACGCUCUCGUCUUUUGACGGCAAACUGGCCUGCGAGUGACCCUCAAGUGCUCUGCCGCAUCUUGGAUCUGAACUGCACACUUAAUAAAAAACAACAAGCUACCUAGCUUACCCUUGCACUACAUUAAAAAGUGUACCUAAUAUUAUG